CCAUCGACACUAGCUUCUCCCCUACGCUGGUCUCUUCUUUCGAGAGCCCCCGCGCUUUUCAGAACUCACACGAUCGCGCCCCGUUUCCUACUAGGCUACUACGAUAGACAUUAGAGAUGUCUCUUGACUCUCUUCCAUUUCGCGCACGUCCAUCAGAGCACCACUUCCCGUGACUUACAACUCUGCAUCAUCACUCGAGCAUUAUCGGACUAGGGUUUCAACGAUUUCCCUUCGGGCUAUUGGUUUUGCUCUGGAUUUCCUUCGGUUAUGGGAAACUUAGCCGCUAAUUUCUUCGGUAUCAAACCCCUAAGCUAGGGUUGUGUAUCGGCGGUGAUGGGGAAGAGGAGCGCCAUUGUUGUAGUAUCAUCAGACGACGAGGAUGGGGACUUCUCAAUGGGUUAUAAGUUGAGCCAUUCGAGCGCCAAAUCAAGGCCGUCCUCGGUUCCACAUCCUAGUAAUAGAAGGACGAAGAAGACUCGCCUUUCUGAUCCUUCUGCUCUGUCGCGCACUGCAUCCAAUGGGUUUGAUGAGCUUAAACUUUUCUACGAUGACUUUAAAGAAAGUUUUAGCGGUUUCAAGAUAUCCACUGGUUCUGGCAGGAGCAAUGAAAAGGACCUAUGGGUGGACAAAUAUAGGCCCCAUUCCUUGGAAGAACUUGCUGUUCACAAAAAGAAGGCUGAAGAAGUUAAAGUGUGGCUUGAGGGAAGAUUGAGAAAGGACAAGGAAGAGUUUCCUAAUAAUGUCCUUGUCAUUACUGGACAAGCUGGAGUUGGAAAAUCUGCGACUGUCCAUGCGAUUGCAUCUCAUCUUCAAGCCACUGUGUAUGAAUGGAAGACACCUACUCCAACAAUUUGGCAUGAACAUUUGUAUAACAGCAAUUCAGGGUUAUGCUACACUUCGAAGCUGGAUGAGUUUGAAAGCUUUGUUGAGAGGAUAAGGAAGUAUGGAUUAUUUCCCUCUUCCUUAAAUGGAGGAUCACAAACAUCAAUCAUACUUCUAAUUGAUGAUCUUCCUGUAGCAAAUGGAAAAGUUGCUUAUGAAAGAUUAAGCAGGUGCUUGCAUCUUCUUGUGCAAUCUGCUCCAAUUCCAACAGUCAUAUUGAUCACGGAAUGUGGAAAGGUGGAGUCUUCGGAUAUUAGCUCACAGUCCUGGGAAGAAAUUCAGUUAUCUCUUCAGAAAGCUGGUGCUUCUAAGGUGGCUUUCAAUCCUAUUACAGUAAAUUCCAUUAAGAAGACGCUUUUUAGAUUAUGCAGGGAAGAGCAUUGUAACUUGAAUGCUGAACAGAUUGAUCUAAUAGCAAAAGCAAGUGGAGGAGAUAUCAGACAUGCGAUUACAUCUUUACAGUACUUCUGUGUGAAACCAAACUUGAGGGUGUCACCCUUUUCCAAUGGCACUGACUCUUCUUCAAAAGAAAGAUCAGAUGAGCUCAACCAUUUGGAUGACAGGUUUUCUUUACCCUUUGGCAGAGAUGAGACUAUUUCUCUCUUUCAUGCCCUGGGAAAAUUUCUUCACAACAAAAGAGAGGCACAAAAUUCAUUCUCAUUGGAGCAAGAUACAUUUCUUGUGAAGAAGAGAUUUGCCAGGCCUGCAUUGAAAAUGGAAGCCCCAGAAAAGGUUCUCUGUAAAGCAUAUGGGCAAGCAAGGCCAGUUGCUGAUUUUCUACAUGAAAAUGUUCUGGAUUUCCUGAGCGAGGAAGCCAUUGAUGAUGCAUGGAUUGUGUCUUCAUACUUGAGUGAUGCUGAUUUCCUUCUUGCUUCACUUAGAGGGGUGCUCAACAGAAAUUAUGAGGCAGAGAAUGUUAUACAAUCUUCAGCUGCUUCAGUAGCCGUGCGAGGGGUACUUUAUGGAAAUUCUCAUCCGUUGCCUUCCAGGUGGCACGCAAUUCGACGUCCGAGUCUUUGGCAGGCCGAACAAUCAUUACGGCACAAUAAGCUGGAGCUGCUAACCAAGAGAUUUGUUGCUUACGAGGGCAUGAGCUUAACUGACGUGUCGGUUAUUGCUACCGACUUUAAACCCGUCCUCAAAUGGAUCGGUUUUAGAGAAUCUGAAGGUCCUGAAGUGGACCGUGUAUCAAGAAAGGAUAGCAGGACGCCAGACGAUGAAAUCUGUGUCGGUAGCAAUUUGGACAGUGAAGAUAGUGAAACCACGGAUGAUGAAAUAGAAGAUUGGUGAGUCAAGGUGGGUGGGUUUUGCAUUUGUAAAUAUUGUAAAAUUUAUUAGAUUUUAGGGCGACUUCCCAUUCAGCCAGUUUUUUUUAUCAUUCUAGUGGUUUUUGGAAUUUCCGAGUCCCAACUGCCUGGAAAUUCUUAAUUUUGAAGUGAAUAGCAGUUGCCGUCUUCAGUUUUGAUAUUGCAAAUUGCAAAUGUUCCCUGUUUGAACUCCCAA
Diospyros lotus (date-plum) is the source of this 2385-nucleotide messenger RNA. Its product is annotated as cell cycle checkpoint protein RAD17. The transcript is spliced from 12 exons. Bases 334 to 2172 code for a protein of 612 amino acids. The record is from RefSeq and is a predicted model, not a curated record. Gene Ontology annotation, molecular function: chromatin binding. Gene Ontology annotation, biological process: mitotic DNA replication checkpoint signaling; DNA repair; DNA damage checkpoint signaling. Lineage: Eukaryota; Viridiplantae; Streptophyta; Magnoliopsida; Ericales; Ebenaceae.